Westerdykella ornata is the source of this 1816-nucleotide messenger RNA. Its product is annotated as cytochrome c peroxidase mitochondrial precursor. The transcript has 3 exons. NCBI's taxonomy places the organism in Eukaryota, Fungi, Ascomycota, Dothideomycetes, Pleosporales, Sporormiaceae. The record is from RefSeq and is a predicted model, not a curated record. Gene Ontology annotation, biological process: response to reactive oxygen species; cellular response to oxidative stress; hydrogen peroxide catabolic process. Gene Ontology annotation, molecular function: peroxidase activity; heme binding. Bases 347 to 1468 code for a protein of 373 amino acids.
CUGAUUUUCGCUGACUGUACAAGGCUUCUGCCAAUAAGAGGGCGCGGUCGGCUAUACCAGGAAUGGCGCGCUGGAAUCCGUUCGAAGAUUCAACGGCCUUUCCACGGGAGCUCGGCAAGUGGCACAACCCUUUCCCGUUAAAGCUGUCAACACCACCUCAAUCCCCACGAUUGACCGUUGUUCGCCUCGCCGCUCCUGUAUCCGCUCAUUUCAUACCUAUCCUCGGUUGCUCAGAGGACAUCCAUCAAUUGUUAUCUGGAGAGGUUGUCGCCGUCAUCCGGAGCCCCCAAUUCCUCAUCUCCCGCACCCAUCACCGAGGUAGUCGCCAGAUAAGCACUUCUUCGCAAUGGCCUCCGCAUCCCGAACCUUCACACGCGCUCUCCGCACAGCGGGGCCAAACCUCCGCACCCCCUCCGCCCGCUCCGCCCGCUAUGCCGUUCCCCAGUACGCUUUCCGCGCGCAAUCCCGCGGAUAUGCCUCGGAGAGCGAGCCCAAGGAGAAGUACGAGGGCAACCCGAAGGGCAUGCUCUGGGGAGCCGUAGGCCUGCUCACGCUAGCUGCUGGAUACGGUCUGUACAGGCAGAAGCCAGAGUUGUUCGGUCAGGAAGCCAAGGCGAAGGGACCUUUUGUGCCCAAGUACGAGGACUAUCAGAAGGUGUAUGAUGCGGUUGCGAAGAAGCUCCAGGAUGAGGAUGACUAUGAUGAUGGGAGCUACGGCCCUGUGCUUCUGCGGUUGGCAUGGCACGCUUCUGGAACGUACGAUGCUGAGACCGGGACUGGAGGCUCCAAUGGCGCCACCAUGAGGUUCGCUCCCGAAGGUGACCACGGCGCCAAUGCCGGCCUCAAGGCUGCCCGGGACUUCCUUGAGCCCAUCAAAGAGCAAUUCCCCUGGAUCUCCUACUCCGACCUCUGGAUCCUCAGCGGCAUCUGCGCCAUCCAAGAAAUGCAAGGCCCCAAGAUCCCAUUCCGCCCUGGCCGGACUGACCGCGACGUCUCCUUCUGCACACCCGACGGCCGUCUCCCCGACGCGUCCAAGGACCGCAAGCACAUCCGCGCCAUUUUCGGCCGCAUGGGCUUUGAUGACCGCGAGAUGGUCGCUUUGUCUGGCGCCCACGCCCUGGGCCGCUGCCACACCGAUCGCUCGGGCUACGAUGGCCCGUGGACUUUCUCCCCCACCACCCUGACGAACGACUACUAUAAGUUGCUGCUGGAGGAGAAGUGGCAGUGGAAGAAGUGGAAUGGUCCCAAACAGUACGAGGAUGUCAAGACGAAGAGCUUGAUGAUGCUGCCGACAGACAUGGAAAUUGUCAAGGAUAAGACCUUCCGCAAGCAUGCUGAGCGUUAUGCCAAGGAUAACGAUGUCUUCUUCAAAGAGUUUGCGGAUGCGGUGCUCAAACUGUUUGAGUUGGGCGUUCCCUUCACCGUUUCCGAGGACCAGAGGUGGACGUUCAAGAGCUCUUUCGAUUAGAGUAUUGUUGCGGAUAGAUUGGGUAGACGGCAUGAAGCAUCGAUCAGGUAUCUGUCAGAUAGUAGAUCUCCUUCUUAGACUAGGGUUGAGACUCUGCAUGUGAGCGACAAGGAGCUGGGUGGAGUAUAGAUUUGCUUCUCCGGUUCUUGUAUUUUAAUGUCUGAUAGCUGAUAUCCAUGUAAUUUCCCACCCAACUCAGUUUCGAAAUCAUGUUGUGACACCACUCUCGAGCUUCAGGGUUCGCAAAAAGUAGGACCGGGAUGGCGUGUGCCAUACACCACACUGCAACGCACAUUAGUCAUGUCGCGGCGAACAAGCCGCAUGGUAAGUGGUGAAAUAUAUAGUAAA